This is a messenger RNA of Pseudocercospora fijiensis CIRAD86, 987 nucleotides long. RefSeq lists its product as uncharacterized. The transcript has a single exon. NCBI's taxonomy places the organism in Eukaryota, Fungi, Ascomycota, Dothideomycetes, Mycosphaerellales, Mycosphaerellaceae. Gene Ontology annotation, molecular function: hydrolase activity, acting on carbon-nitrogen (but not peptide) bonds, in linear amides. Bases 1 to 987 code for a protein of 328 amino acids. The record is from RefSeq and is a predicted model, not a curated record.
AUGCGAAAAGACUCGCACCAAUGCCAUAGCAUUCAUCAAAGCCAGAAACAUCUGAAAUGGAGCAAAAAGCAACCACCAGUCUUGAAAGUCGAUCCUGGAGACGUUGUAACAUUCGAUUGCAUCGAUGGUGGUAACGGACAAAUCAAGCCGAGCUCAACUGCCGAUGAGCUUCUCAACUUCGACGUCAGCCUCGCCGACCCGGUGUUUGGCCCUGUCUAUGUCGAAGGCGCGGAGCCCGGUGACGCUCUCGAGGUGGAAGUACUCGACCUCCAAACCGAAGAUUGGGGAUGGACUGCCGUGAUGCCAAACUUUGGCCUUCUCGCGGACGACUUCCCAGAAGCGAGUCUGAAGAUCUGGUGUCUGCCGAAGGAUGAUGAUCGCAAAUUGGCUUACUUUAAUGAUGACAUUCAGAUCCCGAUCAGACCGUUUAUGGGAACGAUGGGCGUAGCGCCUGGCGAAGAUGGAGAGUUUUCCACCAUUCCACCACUGGAUACAGGCGGCAAUAUCGAUACCAGGCACAUUACAAAAGGCUCGAAGCUGAUUCUACCUGUGCGUGCAGCCGGCGCCCUUUUCAGUUGUGGUGACGGGCAUGCUGCUCAGGGAGAUGGCGAAGUGUGCGGGUCAGCCAUCGAAACGCCAAUGCGCGUCUCUCUGCGUUUCAAUCUCCGGAAGCAAAACUUUUGGGUGCGGUCUCCGCAUUUCGAGUGUCCUCCAAAGGAACAGGAAAGAGUUCUCCCGGAUUGUGGAACGUACAAUACGAUGGGCAUCGACUCGAAUAUGCUCGAAGCCAGCCGGAAAGCUGUGCGCGCGAUGCUAGAAUAUUUGCAAGCGGAGAAGGGCAUGUCUAAGAUCGAUGCGUAUAUGCUUUGUAGCGUGGCUGUCAGUCUCCGGUUUGGCGAGGUCGUUGAUAUGCCGAAUUAUGCCAUCUUCGCGAGUCUUCCUUUGAAUGUCUUUGCAAGCAGCAGGCCGGCUACCAAUGGAACAUGA